AUGGCGGGACCAAGCUUCUGGGAGAUCUGCGGCCAGGCCUUCGACACCGCCGCGGUGUCGAUGGCCGACCCUCUGGUCCAGCAGCAGGCCACAGAAGGCGCUGUGCUGCGUGCCCACGCGGCCUUCGUCGCCUACCCGCUGGACGUUUUGAAGACGCAGGUUCAGUCGGGCCACCCCAGGUACAGCCGGCUCUCCAGCCUGCCGUGCUUGAUGAAGGACUACAAGCUGCGGAUAUUUCGGGGUUAUCCCGGUGUGGGCGCAAAUUCCUUCAUCAUGGGGGCCUUGAUGUUUGGCGGUUACAGGUUCUUCGACAACUUUUGGGCAUUGAACCGUGUGCCGGACUACUGGCGCCCGGCAAUCGCAGGCGCGAGCAUUGGCGCACUGUGCGGCUUUGUAGCCACACCGCUGGAGCAGAUCAAAACUAUCAUGGCCCUACAAGAGUCUUGGUUGAAGGAGAAGAAGAUCCAAUCGAGGAUUUACCCUUCAGUGCUACAGGGAGCGUGGCAAGCUCCCUGGAGGUUGAAGUUCUACGCGGCCACGCCUUUGGUGAUCCGAACUGCGCUCUUCGAUGGCCAGCUUUUCUUCUACAACAGUCGGCUGCGGGCGUGGGUCUCCCAAGACGGGGUUGAACGUUCGUCUAGCACGCGAUUCCUUGUCAGCACCGUAGGCUUUAUGUUUGCAGGCCUCAUUGCGGCGACAGUGAACUACCCUUUCGAUAGGGUCAAGGGCUUGAUGAUGGGAGAGGCGUACCAGGCCGUGGCACUGAGCGGAGAAGGAGCAUUGGCGCAGAGGUCCACUUUGGGCACUUUCCGAUCCAUCUGCCAAAAGCACGGCGUUUUGGGCCUCUUCCGUGGCUUGCCAACCAGGUCAAUGCUACACGCAACAGUCUGGUGUUGCGUGGGCUUGGGGAGGGAAGUGCUGGCCAGCAAGCUUUCUUCCCUAUCGGUCCUGUUUGUUUACUACUUCAGGUGGCCUUUCUACUUCUUUUACGUGGGAUCACUGCUCGAGGCCUUUUUUCCGUCCAGUGUUCUGUACACCAUUUGGGCUAUGGACAUGACGGACGAGGAGGACCGACCCACUUUUUUUGGCAUCAUCACUGCCACCACGAUCCUGGAGAGCGCAGUGGCGCCCCUGGUGGGCACCGCGGUCACCAACCAGGCGAUUAUCCUGGAUCUGAUGGUGCUCUUCAAGCUGGGCGCUGUCCUUGUUGCAAUCUUCAUGCUUCCAGAGUCAAAGGGCUCCCACGCCGCUGGAGGCAGCGGCGAAUCCUCAGCGGGCAUGUCAUACUUGGAGUGCUCCAAGCGACUCCUGAAGGAUCCGACGUCGCGGACCGUGCUGAUCCUCGUGCUCGUAAGCAGCGCGGUCACGCGGGGCAUGGCGGAUGUCAGCGGCCAGUACAACAAGGACGUCUUCGGCAUGACGUCGAGGUUGCGCGCCACCUUGAGUCUGAUUGGGGUCGCCAGCGGCCUCUUCUGUAACCUUGUCCUUCUCCGGCUGAUGAAGAAACGUUUGAGCACCAAACGGCAGGUAUUGAUCUCAAUGACAGCUGGCAUGAUCAGCGUGCUUCUGGCGUUGUUUGGCAGAUCCUUGGCACCGCUCUACUUCGCCAAGAUCUUGGAGGGUCUUACGAGUCUGCUGGGCACCUUUAUCAGUGUGCUGAAGGUCAACGUGGCGCAAACCUCUGGAAUUCCUGCUGGGACCGUAUUGGGCUUGUUCGAGUCUGCCAGUGAACUGACAAGUCUGGUGGGCCCGCCGAUCUUUACGGCCGUCUUCGUUGCCUCCCUGAAGCCUGUCUUCUGGGGGCAAAAGUUCCCUCAGCUGGUUUGGGUUGUCGCAUUCUUUCUGGAUGCGUGCGUCUUCCAGCUCCUCUGCUUGAUUCCAACGCCUGCUUUCGAGGGGUGGCAGCCCUCCGAAUCCUCAGGGUCACUCAUGUCCUUCCCAGUGUAG
This is a messenger RNA of Symbiodinium natans, 1947 nucleotides long. The record is from the annotation of a GenBank genome assembly. NCBI's taxonomy places the organism in Eukaryota, Dinophyceae, Suessiales, Symbiodiniaceae.